Molecule: messenger RNA, 309 nt
Organism: Emys orbicularis (European pond turtle)
Lineage: Eukaryota; Metazoa; Chordata; Testudines; Emydidae
Product: leukocyte cysteine proteinase inhibitor 1-like
Exons: 3
Coding region: 1-309 (102 amino acids)
Cellular component (GO): cytosol
Molecular function (GO): cysteine-type endopeptidase inhibitor activity
Source: RefSeq, a predicted model, not a curated record
AUGUCAUCAGAAGGUCUUGGAGGAUGGUCGGAGACCUUGCCUUGCCUACAUAUCCAAGAAAUUGCUAACAAGGUGAAGCCACAGCUGGAAGAGAAAGACAAGAAGCCAUAUCCAGUCUUUGUAGCCAUACAAUAUAGAACUCAGUUGGUUGCUGGAACAAACUACUUAAUUAAGGUCUCUGUCAGCAACAGCAAUGAUGAGUGUGUACACUUGAGGGUGUUCCAAAGCCUUCCUCAUCAGAAAGAGGAGCCCAGUCUUAUCCGCUAUGAGACUGGCAAAACCAGAGAUGAUCCAUUGGAGCCAUUUUGA